AUGAACACAACCCUACAGGGAAACGAGACAAGGGCGUACUUCACACAUUUCUUUGAGCAAAUCAUACAAGCUGCUCGAGAGCAAAGAAAGCCACGGAAUGAAGACAUGACGUCAAGGACAACUAAGGCAUCCUUAGGAGUGACAAAAUAUUCACAAGAGCAAACUAGUGGCCAUGCUAAUUCUUCAUCCCCAAAGUUUGUGGUCGAAAGCCAAUUGACCUACCUCCAGAACCAUCAAGGAGAAACAUGCAUGCAGAAAGAUGGAGGCAACCCACAUGCUUCAAUGUCCAUAUUGCCCAUAAUAAUGGCAACAAUAAGGGUAAUGGAAGAGGUAAGAGAAGUAACGCACGACAACCUGAACACAUUUAGGAUUCAAAAGAUAAGGAUGAAGCAAGGCCAGAAACUCUACCCGAUGACAGUGAUCCUAUCCUAG
Molecule: messenger RNA, 432 nt
Organism: Prunus armeniaca (apricot)
Lineage: Eukaryota; Viridiplantae; Streptophyta; Magnoliopsida; Rosales; Rosaceae
Source: the annotation of a GenBank genome assembly